Messenger RNA from Blastomyces gilchristii SLH14081, 4830 nucleotides. Its product is annotated as peroxin 26. Bases 3019 to 4377 code for a protein of 452 amino acids. The record is from RefSeq and is a predicted model, not a curated record. The transcript is spliced from 3 exons. NCBI's taxonomy places the organism in Eukaryota, Fungi, Ascomycota, Eurotiomycetes, Onygenales, Ajellomycetaceae.
UCUAUCUUCAAAAAACAUGGCACCGAUCCUUAUCAUCAAUUGCUCUGUUUAACUUCUCCACAGCUUUUGAUCAUUUAGAAGUGCCUAGAAAAAGAUUUUCCGUCAUUGCGGUCAAUUUUCGCUAGCGGUACCUUCAUCCUCUAAGGUGUACAGUUAGAUAGCUACUGCAUACAAAUCCCCCCUCCUCCAGCACAAAGCAUUCGAGCUAAAUCAGUUCUUCCAUUCAUUUUCUUAGUAGCAAUUUACAUAUCAAAUUAAAACAUGUGUGUCAUCUCUCAGGAGGAUCUAAACCUAGCCUGUAAAUCGUUUGAGGUGUAUCGCGUCAUUGUUAUCCCUAUGCUUAAAUAGGUCAAUUCAAAUCACAUAUUUCUUCGAGAGUCCCAAAGACUCGGAGCUUGUUUCCAUAAAUCCCCCAGAAAUCAUCCAAAAAUUGAGGAAUGAGCCUGGCUCUCUUUCUCUUGUGUUGGAUCAUGGCCCUCUCCUGAAGUUUCCAGAAAGGCGAACUUGGAUCCAUAAACGGGGGCUGGCUUUUGUCAGUACCGUGUGUUCGACCAGCAAGUGGUUCCGAUUGCGUUGGAGUGGAAAGGAGCGAUCGUAUUCGAGAGACCUCACUCUCCUUGCUCCAAUCCACUGGCGAUUGCUUUGGUGUUGAUAUGGCAACCAAUUCGCUACUUGACCGCCUAUCAAAAAUCGACGUCGACGAGGAGAAACUCUGGGAAUCACUACAAUCUGGCUCGCCUAUGUCUAUGAGCUUUUUGGCUUUAUUCUCAACGCGGCUUCGCAUUCUCGACGCUGUCCUCAAAGGUGCCCUUGGCCAGUCAUCCAGAACAACGGGCUGAGCGAUGCAUGGUCGCGGAACGUUAGCUAUUGGCGCCUCUCCUUGUAACUCCACAGUCAGUUUGAUCAAAACCUUUGCAGUGAGCAAGCUAUCGUAUCCCGCUUCAUGAAGUGGCUUCUCCACAACGUAUUUAUCAUGCUCCGGGUCAAUGACUAAAAAGUGCGCGCGGUUAGAAUGUAGGGCCUCAAUUUGAUUGGUGUUACGUACAAAUUUUGGGCGUCUUCCUCAUCGCCAAAUUGUCGUUAAUUUCUGCCAGGGAGGAUGAGGGCGUCACUGAUGAACAAUUGUGCGUGGCCAUAUAUUUUGUGUCAAUUACAAGGGGAAAUAAAGAAUGGAUAGCUUCCUUGAAAUCUUCGAUGCGAUCCGGCAAGUUGCCAAUAAAGCAUUUGUAAAAGUUGAUGAGGGAAGAAAGACCCUCGGGUCCAUUGCAGAGAGGUCACCUCCAACCAUGCCCUCAACAAUCCAUCGAAACCCCAUUUGCUGGACAAUCCGCUCUCGAAGAGUUCGCCAUUUAUCAACGCGUAUGUACUCCUCACGCUGUUUGUUGUAGGGAAUGAUUUGGACGAAAGUUUUUCGACUGAUUGAGACAAGAGAAGGGUACUCUGCGCGAACCAGCUGAUGGACCAAACGUUUUUGGUAACUGUUUAGGGCGAACCUCCAGCUCCCUAGAGGACCUGCCAUAUUCCCAUUUUCCAGUCCACCAGGUUCUGGAAUGUUGAGAUAUUCUUCCUUAUCCUUUCAGCUGUCAGCGAUGAUUUGGAAUCAAUGAGACUAUAUAUUCUCCUUACCCCUAUCUCGUCAAUCCAAGAGUCAAUGAGACCGCGAACCUUAGCUACGAAUGUAUGGGAUUCUGGGUCCAUGUUUUCGGGUUUGAUGUCCGCAAUUUUUGCAGUGCUGUUCUCACUCUCCGCCAAUUUCGUCAUUGCCAAUUGUUCUUCGAGGCGCGAAAGGUAUGGCAGCCCUUCUACAAACGGUGCUUCCAUUCGAAAUCCAUUUUUUAUCAAAAACUCGACGGCUUGUUCAUUCAGGAAAACGUCAUUGCUGGAACAGUGAAAUUGUCAUAAUUGAUAGGGGUGUACAAACCACGGCUUUGAUAAGACCAUCGCCUUUCAACUCCCAAUCUUUCGUCAAGCACGGGAUUUAUAUGGAGGUUAUAAGGUCGUAACACAUAAGUCCCUAUAUUCUUCUUCAGCAUCGAACCGACAGUCGCCAACCAAAAUGAUCGCUCUAACCAGUCUCCCCGUCCUCCAUUGCAAAGGUCAACCCAAUUUGCAACACUUGAUAGGUAUCAGCUGCUUCUUUAACUUCUUCGUAUCUCGUCUGUAGAGUCUGUUUCUCACCCCAUAGAUUGCUUCCAGGGCUCGGAGCAGACUGCCUUGGAACGAUCCCGGAAAACUCCAAGUCCACGGCAACAAAAGAAGACUUUGCUAAGUCAUUUAGAAGUCUCGGUAGAUGUUGACUAAAAGACUGCCUUGUCACAUCCAUAUUUAACGAACGAGCCUUGCUGUUCAGAUGAAAGAAAACAAGGAAAUGGGGCAUGCAAAGCCAGAGAGCUUAGCUCCUCGGAGAUUGAGCAAAUCAGAAACCCAGGGUGAAUGAAAUAGUCAAGAAAGAUGUUCAGAUGAAGGCUGAUUAAUACCUGUCAGUUUGUGUGCAGAGCUCAGAGUAUGAGCAACACAAACAAGAGACAGGAACCCUCCUAACUUCAUCAGAAAAGAAGACAUAGUGGUGUGAUAAAGAAGUUGUCUGCUAGUGUGAAUUUCCCUUCAUGGAGGAGAUUGCACAUAACUUCAAAUUAUUAGAGUAAGAGCAAAUAUCGGAUCUGGCAGGAAGAGCUUAAAGUCCUUUCUUUGUCUACACCACAAUUGCAGUCAGCAAGUAUUGAGAAGGAGACAAUGGAUCUGUAUUUACUGAGCUAAAAUAUGGACGAACACAUAAAUAAUCGCCAGCGCUCGGAGGGCAUUUUUUGGAAAAGCUUAUGACGGAUCCAGACAACGAGACCUCGUGAUCCGCAGUUGACCGAGGAUGUUUGAAGCUCGGCCUACCCGAAGAGCAAGCAACAACUUGAACGACAGUAUCUGUAACCUGCCAGUGUUCAUCCUCGACUGAUUUACUACAUCUUACUUCAGCCUUCUCAAUUGAACUAGUAGUAUUUCGGUAUCGAAACUUUGAAGCCUCACAUGAUGUCAGAUAAAAGCUUCCACAGCGCCUCAAAGCCACCUCGCCUCUCUCCCUCCUCCUCUCUAUCCCGCUCCUCCUCCACGCAAAUAUCGCAGGUCUACAAACAGUCCUCGCAGCUAUUUCUCACACGGCGGUUACAUGAAGCCUUAUCCGCUGUUGAACCUAUUAUCACCCCACCUACGUCGCAAGAAAAUGAACAGGAUGACCGCGCGCCAAUCGCCACAGCCUCGAGGAAUCUGCGCAAAAAGGUUUGGAACCUAUACAUCUCCAUUCUCAAUGCCAUCGUCGAACUUGGCGCCGAAGAGGGAAAGGAACAAUUUGGGCAAAAGGAAUGGAAAGCUUUGGCUUCCAAAGUCCGCGGUGGUGAGCUCUGGAACAUCGUAUCACAGGUCGGAUACGGUGGCAGGGAUGGCUCCAUAGAUGCGGAUGUCGUCUACAACAUCGCUACUCUUCUUCUUACUCAUUCACCGUCGCAAAAGCUCAACCAGCAGCGCCUCGAAAAUUACAUAUCGUCCUACGGCCAACCUGACCUUGACCUCGCAGCUCACAUAGAUAACUCACCAGGUCGGAAGCGAAAACAGAGAGCAUCCCGUGCGAAUGGGACAGAUACGCCAAAAGAUCUGUCUGCGCGGGUCCGGAUAUUAGAGCUCUUCACACUCCAUGUCCUCCCUCGGAACGAUGAAUGGGACUACGCUAAGGAGUUCAUUACACUGAGCGAAGUUCUAGAUGACGAGCGGAAAGAAGCCUUCCUGCAGAUGCUAGAGAAUCUACGAGAAGAAAAGGAGCAAGGCGCGUUACGGGCUGCGGAACUCCAGCGGGAAAAGGAGGCAGAAUUAGAACGCCGGCGACAAGCGGAAGAGGAACAGCAAAGGCGAGCAGCAGAACAAAGGGCCGCUGCGGAGAAAUCGCAUGCAGCAAAAGGGAUGAACGGCCACCAGAGAACAAGUAGCGAAGUCGACUAUGGAAUCGAGAAUGGAAACCCAAAUGCUGGCUCUCCUUCCUCAGCCAAAAAUCGAACCCUCAAACCCGCAACGAAGUCCGGUAGAGUUUCAUCCUCAGCCACAGUGCCAGGCCGGUCGACUGAAUCGUCAAAACAAGUUAAGAAGGUCGAUAAGCCAAAACCAGCUAUGAGGCAACUGCGCAUGUUUGCCAAUUUUCUAGUCACGCUGCUCAGGAGCAUGGGGCGUUCCAUGUCUGCAAAUCCGCUUUCAUUUCUGAGAGCACUGCUGGUUGUGUUCGGUGUUCUCAUGGCGCUUAGUCGAGCGGAUGUACGAAAUCGGCUUCGCAGAAUCACGCAUUCUGGAUGGCAGAAAAUCCGCGGUACUUUAGGCAUGGGCGUUAAGGUUAGCUACAUAUAGCGAAGGGUAUGUGCACAUAGGCUAUUCUUUCUUUAUAGAUAUAUUUUCUUCGGUACGGUUACAUGUAGUUUCGUGUAUAGUACAAGAUGGUUUCGUGGUUCAAUCAUUUACAUAUUUUUCUUUCCUUGGUAUAUUGGCUCUUGGCUAUUUUAAACGGUCUGCAUAUCUGUACAUAGGUAAUAGCAACUCUUCAUGUUUUGAAACGGAUGAAUAAUGAAAUAGGUGAACUGCAAAUAAUAUUUCCCAAAUCCUAUCUCGGCUAUCUACCUGUUUUCAUAUAGCCGUGACAAGAGCACUUCUACCGUUUGUAUUUCCUUCCAGCUUAGGUAACUUUCGACCUGUGCCGUUGUAUAUACCAAACAAAAAGAUCUAUUAACUCCCUUCCCAGCUACAUCUCUGUUAGAUGCCAUGUGUCUCCUUGCCUUGUUAAUCCAAACCUAUCAUUUAUCAUCC